Hydractinia symbiolongicarpus is the source of this 2181-nucleotide messenger RNA. Its product is annotated as delta-latroinsectotoxin-Lt1a-like. Bases 27 to 1808 code for a protein of 593 amino acids. The transcript is spliced from 5 exons. Gene Ontology annotation, molecular function: protein binding. Lineage: Eukaryota; Metazoa; Cnidaria; Hydrozoa; Anthoathecata; Hydractiniidae. The record is from RefSeq and is a predicted model, not a curated record.
AAAGUAAAAAGAUAAUCUCAUUUACAAUGUCAAAGAAAGCCCUUUCUGAAUUUCUAAAAUGCAAGAUAUGUUUUGACACCUACGACGAACCUAAAAAUCUUAUUUGUGGACAUACGUAUUGCAAGAAUUGUUUGGACAACAUUUUAGUCUUUAAAGAAGACGGAAGCGCCGAAAUCAACUGUCCCUUAAAAUGCAAGCUCAGUGUGACAACUGAUAAAGAUGAAACUACAUCUUCCUUACCAACGAAUUAUGCACUCUGUGGCUUCAUAGGUGAUAUGCAGGAAAAAACAGAUUUAUCUUUAGAUGAGCAAUGUCAAGAAACAAAACGAUGCAACAAAUACAAAAAUUUGUUGUGUCGUACUUGUGGUGCGAAAUUUUGUGAUAAAUGCGAAAUUCUUCAUACGUGGCAACACAAAUCACUUACGGCAAUAACUUUCAAUGACAAGUUGCAAGUAUUCCAACCAAUGUGUAAACAGCAUAUGUCAAUUGCAAAACAAGUCUGCAUAGAUUGUAAUUGCGCAUUUAUUUGUGUAUAUUGUGCACAUCGUGAACAUAAUAAUCACAGAAAGGAAAGCAUUGUUGAGUUUGGAAAGGAAACAAAGGCUGGAUUCGCCUCAUUAAUAGAUGCAUUUAAAGACACAAAAAUUUUGAUGGAGAGCUUAACCAAAAGAUAUAAUGAAGCAAUGGUUAACAUUAAAAGCGACAGAGAAAAGUUGGUUCGUGAAUUGGAAAAAAGAAAAUUAAAACGAAUGGAACAAUUUCUUGAACUUUUGGAUAGCGAAGAUAAGAACAUAGUCAGAAAAUUUGACGAAAAGGUAAAAGAAUUUCAAAACAACGCAAUAGGAUCAGGUUACACAGAUAAUAUUAAAAUAAAUAUGGUUUCAAAAUACAUCAAUACAGUUAACUCUAAAACUCUUUUUGAGCUAGUUGCUGAAAAAGUGGAAUUGGAACGACAACUUCGUGAUUUACCAUCUCUUCCAACAACUGUUCCAGGUUUUAAUUUUCAUCUGGAUGAUUUGUGUAAUAAUCCAUUGGGUGAAAUCGUAAUUGACGUUAACGAUCUAAACACACUUUGUAUCGAUUCCAGUGCCAAAGCUAUUUAUGAAAGCCAUAUCAUUAAGACUGAAAGACAAUGUAAUCAGUUGGAGUUAAAACGUAAAUUGAUGGUGCUAGUUGAAAAUUUAAACGAGAAUAAAAAAACAACUACUGAGAUUGGUGCUGAAAGAAAGACAAAAAGUGAUGCCGUACAGCAAAAUAAACCCUUACGACAUAAAUGUGAUUACACAUUUGCAGAAGUUGAGGAAAUUAUUAAGAAUGGAGACGUAGAAAUGCUGCAACAAAUUCUCAUAACUGAUCCACUUAUCGUUCAAAUGAGAGAUUCUUUCAGGGAAACCCUCUUGAUGAGAGCUGCAUAUUACAACACACCAUCAGUAGUAAAAGCUUUGAUUGACGCUGGCAGUGAUGUAAAUGCUUCUCGUUAUGAUUUGUGGACUCCAUUUCACAUCAGUGCAUUUCAUGGUCAUCAGGAUGUUCUAAAAGUUCUUAUUAAUCAUGAUGUUACAUGUAUUAAUACAGUUAAUCACCGCAGGAAAACACCGUUAUUUUAUGCAUGCGGAAAGGGUCAUGUGGGAUGUGUCCAGCUACUGCUUUCAGUUACAGGAAUUGAUGUGAAUAUACAAACCAUGGACAAUGACACACCAUUACAUGUUGCAUUGCGUAAUGGUUCUCAUGAAUGUGUUAAGUUACUGAUAUCUAUGCCACAUGUUGAUGUGAAUAUACCAAGCAUAUUGAACAAAACUGCUUAUUAGAGAAACAUUAAAGAGAAUAAUAGAUGUCAUAUGGAAUUUAAAUCACUUUCGAGAGUAGUUAUCAUCUAAAAACACUGGACUAACAACAAAACCUAAGUUUAUGAGAUUAUUAUGAUUAAAAAUGCCUUACGGAGAGUUAUGCCUUUUUUAAAAAAAAUCUUAUAUAUGCAACAAAAGUUGUUAAAAACAACUCCGACAGUUGUCUCCAAUUGUCUUUAAUAAUACUUUUCUAUUAAUAAGACUUAUUCUAAAAUGUCUUAUUGCGGAUUACGCUCAGAUAAUGGUAUUGCAACCUUUAGUAAAAAAACACUGGCUGUGAAAAUCUAAGUUACGCUGUCUCUUGAAAAUUGAUUCAAUUAGGCAGCACAGAUGU